Dicentrarchus labrax (European seabass) is the source of this 1208-nucleotide messenger RNA. RefSeq lists its product as uncharacterized. Bases 117 to 1079 code for a protein of 320 amino acids. Lineage: Eukaryota; Metazoa; Chordata; Actinopteri; Moronidae. The transcript is spliced from 4 exons. The record is from RefSeq and is a predicted model, not a curated record.
UUCCUGUUGAGAUCAGAUAUCACUUCUCUCUAAAGCAGAGGAAGUGAAGACGGUUAACUUAUUCCACUCUUUUUAAUCUACAGAUUCAUUGCUUUGAAAUCAUUCCUCAUCCUACAAUGGAGACACAGGUCAACAGGAGAGGUUUUACAGAACAAGUGUUUAGAGGUCAGCACUUGAAGCUGACUGAUUUGAAGAUGCAACAAGGUUUGAACAACCGGUACCUCUUCAAAGACAACAUCCCAGCGUACCCCCGACCAGAGUUUUAUGUGUCUCAUCUGAAACACGACACCGACCAAGCUGGAUUACGCGGGAUCAGGAAGGAUGAUGGCUUCAGGAACCAGGCUGAAGACAAGGGUCCUCGUCUGCUGUGGUGGAGUCUGGUUGUGGGGCCUGAUGAGAUAAGGUCCGCUGAGAGGAGGCUCCUGGAGACCACCUACCCAGACCGGACAGAGGAGCAGGCCCAGAAGCAGCAGAGCUUCCUGGAGAAGUUUGCAACCUCCCCGGUCUUCAUGGAGUCCUCCAGGCUGGGCUCGUACCGCUUCACCUUCCCCCUGGAGGAGGUUCUGACGGCCUACAGAGACCAGUUUUGUUCCGGUGCUCAACCCGUCAUGAGGGUGUUCAGGACCGUCCUGUACAAACAGGAAGUGAUGUACGCGGUGCUGGUCCACAGCCCGGCCAAUCAGCAGCUGUUCUCAGACCUUCCUCUGCUGACUGACGACCCAAACUCUGUGUGCACUUACAGAGACGGACACUUCAUCUGGAGGUCUGAGGCCAUGUGUGAGACACACAGAUAUGAGUGGCUGAAGAGAGAUGAUGAAAUGAUGAUGGAAGCGAGCCCGGUUUGUACUCGUUCUGAGUUCUACGUUUGGGAUAAUGUGGCUGUUGCUCUGCAUGUGGACGAAGAGGUUCUGCAGUUUGAUGCUGACCGACUGAGAGAGAACCUCACGUUCUGCCAGGAAGGACCAGCUCCAAUUAGUCGUCCUUCGAAAUUUGAUGACUUCCCUCAAGCUGAAGAGGUUGUCAAAGAAUUGUGGCCCGACUGCCCCUCACCACUGCAGAGAUCUGAACAGCUCCACUGAGUGUUCAAUAAAACAGAAUCACUGUUUGAAUGUAACUAAGUACAUUUACUCAAGUACUGUACCUAGGUACAAUUUUAAAGCACUUAUCAAAAUAAAAUAUUAUCAACAAUAAAAGAACUGUAUAAAUCA